This is a messenger RNA of Brachypodium distachyon (stiff brome), 4066 nucleotides long. RefSeq lists its product as uncharacterized. The record is from RefSeq and is a predicted model, not a curated record. The coding region runs from base 354 to 3758 and encodes 1134 amino acids. The transcript is spliced from 8 exons. NCBI's taxonomy places the organism in Eukaryota, Viridiplantae, Streptophyta, Magnoliopsida, Poales, Poaceae.
GGCAAGAAGCAGAAGAACCGCCGGGCAACGGGCAAUCUCACUCGCUCUCGUCACUGCAAAGCUGCCACUGUUCACGAGUUCGUCUUCCUCCUCCUCGGAAUCAUCAUCAUCUCGCCUCCCACCGAUCGCCUCCGGGCCGCCGCUCCAAUUUUUGUGUGGCGUCCUCGCUGCCCCGCUAACAAAAUUCCGUGUUUUUAGAUUUAUUUUUUCCUCUCCUCCUCCCCACCGGCCCGCUCCUUGUGCUCCCCGGCUUCCCUCCGUCGAGAUUCUGGCCGCCGCAGCGCCUCUCCCCUACCGGCGCCGGCGAGAGAUCGGCCGGUCGAUCACGAUGAACUCGUGAGGCUCUCCGAGAAAUGCCGGGUGCGCUAGAAGUAACUGACAAAAGGUUAAAGAGCACGUUACGUAUGCAGUGUAACAGAUCACUCAAUCGGAAUAACGACAACCGCUUUCCAGAGGACCAGCUAAUAAACAGACCGGUUACCGUCUUCCCAGAGAACAGGGACAGUAGAUUUACAGAGCGGCACAGUUCAGAUUGGAAAUUGGCGCCGUUUUCAUCCAGCAUACAAGAGGUCAACAAGGCAAGCUAUUCGACAACAGGACCUGCUGCUACAGAGGUCUUUAAGUUAUUAUCCCCACAGCCAACGGUAGUAUAUUGGUUAGAUCAGCCGGAUGAAAAGAACAUGCAUUAUCAGGAUGAUUCUUCUAGACCACUUCCCAAUGGAGGAAGUACUUUAGGACAACAUCGGCAUAGGAAAAAAGUUAAGAACUCAUUGACAACAUGUCCUCCCUGUCAUGUGGUUGCAAACACCUCUUCCAGCCCUGUCACUGCUCCUCUGAGAUCUGAUUCUGAUGUUUUGCAUGAUGAUGAUAAACCUCCAAAAAGGAAUUCUAAGAAGAAAGUGAGCAAAAAAGGGAAACAAUACAGACAGGGUGAAAAGCUUGAUUUGUUACCCGAAAUCCUUUGUGCAGAGCAUAUUGAUGCUGCUUCUCCUGUUGAGGUACUUCUGCCUGAUUUACUUGCUGAGAAGUUGUCAGAUACCUCAUCCUCCACCAGCUUGCUGGUUAGAGAUGCCCAUCUGGGCAAAGAUAAUGGUGAGAACAACAAUGAAUAUGUGGAAGGUGGAAAUAUUCUGACUUCGUCUACACUGGGUGGUGAUGCGAUGGGUGGGUCUGAAUUUGCAGGUUCAGCUAAUGAAACUGUAGGAGAAAGACUUAGCUGCAACGGUGCUCCUUACUUGAAUGAUGGAGAAAAUACUUUUGGUUCUUCAGAAUUUGGUACAUCCACUGUCACUGAACAUGUAUGUUCUUACGUGGGAGAAGAAAGAGAUGCCACCAAAGAUGAAAAUAAACGUUCUGGUUCGCGACAUGGGGCUUCCACGGGGCUGUAUAAUGUGGAGAAGCCAUGCUAUUUGACAGGGGUCCAUUUAAAUGCUACUUGUGCUGGAGAUUCUAAUGAUCCCUUUGGUAGCAGCUCCUGUUGCUCAAAAGAUGUUACUGAUAGUACUAGUCAUACUGAAAGAGUUCAGUGCAGCAGUGAAGCCUGUAGCAGCAAAACGUUUCUUCCAGUUAGUUCAGGGAGGAGUUCCAAAAAAUCAAGAAAAACAUCUAGCUGUAGUAAUUUGACUGCAACUACCAGAGUAGUAGGUGCUAAUAGGCACAGGCAAAGUGGAAAAGACAAUUCGGUUUCUGUGUGGCAAAAAGUAGAAAAACUUGACAAGGAGAACCCGUCUAGAGCAGGCCGUGUGGUUGCAUCAGCAGUUCAGGAUACAAUUGCACUAGAAGACAGUAAACACAGUCCAAAUAGAUCAGUUGAUAAACAGCAGUGUGGGAAAUCAUGGAAACAACAUUCUCCAGAUGAUGUUGUUGAAACGCGGCUUACCAAAGAAAAUGACACACUGAACUCAUGCCAACCAUUUUCCAGAGGCAUACACAAGAAGCAAAUGCCAUUUCAGCAAACAAGUGUGUCUCCCAAAAAGGGUUGUUCUCAGUCGCCGAGGAACCACUAUGCUUCUAAGAAUGGUAUCCCCAAGACAUCGAAGAAUCACACGCAACAGAUAGAAGGAUUGCCUAUGUUGCAGCCAGUAUGUGCCAGGGACACUAGUGAUAGGUCAAUCUCGACUUCUUUAGCUGAUGAAUUUCCUCCAAAUGGAGUUGUCAGCAACAGUCUAACUGAGGGAAAUGAGAGUUCACAAUCUGGUGUUGAGGAAGCAGUACUAGCAUCUUCUAACAUGGAUUGUCAUUUGGUCCCACAAGCUACGUCCAAGGAAGCAUGUUCGUUGGUCAUUCAAGGCAACACUCAUUCUUCAUGCAAUGGAAAUAACGUCAUAUCCGCAGGUUUGGAUUCCAGGAACUUGUGCUCUGAUCCUUGUGCUGCAGAAAUGGCAGAAACACCAUGUGCGAACUUGAUAACCGAGAAUACUUCUCAAGAAUCAUGUAAGUUGUAUUCUGCUGCUGGACACAUGUCACAUAAGUGGGUUCCUGUUGGAAAGAAAGAUAUGAUCCAUUUAAAUGUUAUGGAUCCUUCUGUUGUUGAAGCAUCAGUUGCAGCUAACGAUAUUUCUGUUUCUGCCCAUAGUGAAGACAGCAAAGAAGCUACUGAGGGGAUGACUGCUAAAUCGAACUCGUCUGGACAGCUUGAUUGGAAAUGCCAAGGACAUACUGAAACUGGUGCUGCUUUCAGCAAGAUAAGAGAAGCAGUGGGUGAUGCUUUUAGGGCCCAACAGAGAGCAGAAGAUAUCCAACUCCGCAUUGGCAGGCCUCUUGCUGAUUUUGAACAAUUUAUUCACUCUGCUUCUCCAGUUCUCCAUUGCAGCUCUUGCCCUAUUGGCUGCAACUCUUAUUCGCAGGAAAUUGUUAGAGAUGGCUUGUGCUUUGAUCAGACUAUGGAUAUCUCUCUUGGUAGCAUUUGGCAGUGGUAUGAAGAACCUGGCUGCUAUGGCUUGGAAGUAAAGGCACAGGAUCUUCGUAGAUCAAAAGGCUUCUGGAAUAGACAUCAUCAGUUUACUGCCUACUUCGUUCCAUAUCUGUCAGCGGUUCAAUUGUUUGGGCAGCCUAAGAGAACCAUUAAUAAGGAAGUAGCUGAUAUGGAUGUGAAAUCUAGAACAUCUCCAUGUAUGAACUCUCUCCCGAUAUUAGCAAAGCUUCUGCCGCAACAAUCUAGUCAAAGAAGUAGCAACUCGCCUUUGCAUAUUAAAGAUGAUCAACAGUUGGGAAGUGUAGAGCUCAUAUUUGAAUUUUUUGAAUCUGAACAACCAUUUUGGCGACGACAAUUAUUUGACAGGGUGAAGGAGUUGAUUGAUGGUGCAAAACAGUCAAAUUGCCAAAUAUUAGGAGACCCAAAGAAUCUGGAGCUCAACCUGCAUGAUCUUCAUCCUGCCUCUUGGUACUCUGUUGCAUGGUAUCCAAUAUAUCGUAUACCUGACGCGAAAUUUCAGGCUGCUUUCUUGACUUAUCAUUCUCUUGGACACUGGGUUCACCAAAGAAGCUCAUCAGACCAGGCUGGUCAUACUCAUGUUGUUUUGCCAGUCAUGGGUCUGCAGUCUUAUAAUGACAAGGGGGAGUCGUGGUUUCAGAUGAGCAAGUCCGGUUCAGACGAGACCGAGUCCUUGUCGGGUCAACCAUCUCAGAUUCUCAGAGAAAGACUUUCAACGCUGAACCAAGCUGCAGCGGCAAUGGCCAGGGCCGACGUGUUCAAGAAGGACCAGAUGCGCAAAAACAGGCACCCAGACUACGAGUUCUUCCUCUCCCGGAACCGGUAGACUGACUGGAGGGUAGCGGUGCCUGUCAUCUGAUCUAUUUUCUCUCAUGGAGCCAGAUGAAGGAGGGGUUGGAAUUUGGAACAGUGCUGGCUUCCGCAAUGUUUGUAGCCUUCGUUUGUCAUCCUGUAUAUAUCCGAAGAUGCAAGACCUAGUGAUUACCAGACCAGAGUUGAUUAGGUUACUAGGUGGGGGUUUGUAAACCCUUUUUUACUUAGUUGCUGUCUCUUGUACAUACAUGUCGGCAAAUGCAAACCUGUCACUUAAUUAGCUGCCUUAAUUAUAUGCUAUAUACAUAUAGAUCUGAUCAA